This is a messenger RNA of Scophthalmus maximus (turbot), 1523 nucleotides long. Its product is annotated as E3 ubiquitin/ISG15 ligase TRIM25-like. Lineage: Eukaryota; Metazoa; Chordata; Actinopteri; Pleuronectiformes; Scophthalmidae. Bases 342 to 1067 code for a protein of 241 amino acids. The transcript has 2 exons. The record is from RefSeq and is a predicted model, not a curated record.
AGUGAAUCCUCUCAGAAUCACAUUUGAAUUAUAGCAGACUCAGAGGCGUGACACUAGAUUUAAUUGACCACAUUUGAAAAUACAAAACCGGACCAAGACCACCAGUCGUGAAGACAAGCACAAUUUCUGAGGCUGAUCCUGAAAAACUGGGGAAGCAUCUUUAAACCCACAGAUCCCACAUAGAGUUUAUUACCUUCAGGAUGAGGUUGUGUUUGUGUGUUUAAAAAAAGAAAGAAAGAAAGAAACAUGUCUCCUUCUCUACAGUUUGAAGAUGGGGGGAACCAACAUGUCCACUUCUAAGAUACUGAAAGUCAGAGAGUCGUUCGUAACUGAGAGGUGAAAUGGCGCAGGAAGGAGUUCAGCUGGAGCGGGAAUUCAUCUGUUGUUCCAUUUGUCUGGAUAUACUGAAGUAUCCAGUGACUAUUCCCUGUGGACACAGCUACUGUAUGAGCUGUAUUAAAACACACUGGGACAUAGAGGAUGAAGGGAUAAUCCACAGCUGCCCUCAGUGUAUGCAGACCUUCAGACCGAGGCCUGUCCUGUUGAAAAACAUCAUGUUAGCUGAUUUAGUGGAGGAGCUGAAGAAGUCUCGGCUCCUAGCUGCUCCUGCUGAUCACUGCUAUGCUGGAGCUGAAGAUGUGGCCUGCGAUGUUUGCACUGGGAGGAAACUGCAAGCUGACAAGUCCUGUUUAGUUUGUUUGGCCUCUUAUUGUGUAAAACACCUCCAGCCUCAUUACGAUGUACCUCCAUUAAAGAGGCACAAGCUGGUGGACCCCACCAAGAAGCUCCAGGAGAACAUCUGCAUGAUGAAGAUGUUCAGCCACACUGGCCAGCAGUGUAUCUGUUGUCUCUGCUCUGUGGAUGAACAUAAAUGCUACGACACAGUCUCGGCUGCAGCAGAAAGGACUGAGGGGCAAAGAAAUCCUGGUGUGAAUCGGCAAAACAUUCAAAAAAUAAUUGAUGACACUAAGAAAGUCAUGGAGGAGUUUCAACAAGAAAUGGAGGACAGUGAGAAGAUCUUCACUGAGCAAAUCAGAUCACUGAGGCAGCUGAUCAGAUCCCUAUGAGUGGGUCGAGUCAAAGAGCCUCAGGGACGCUGCAGCAGGAGAUCACUCGGCUGAAGAGGAACUGAAGCAUCUCUCAAACACAGAGGAUCACAACCACUUUCUGCACAACUACCCCUCAACCACUCUGGUUGCCACUCAGUCAAUCUACACAAUCAUCCAGCGUCAGCAUACGUCCUCUCAGGUACUUUGAGGCUGUGACAGCAGCUGUGUCAGAGGUCAACUCGCAACCAGAGGCCAAUACCGGAGCUGAAUUUUGAUUCCCUGUGAAAUCAAAAUGUUCACAGGAAAUCAGACUGGAUCCAAAUACAGGAAACACAUAUCUGUUAUUAUCUGAGGGAAACAGAAAAGUAGCUGCACGGUGGUGUAGUGGUUAGCACCUUCGCACCUUCGCCUCACAGCAAGAAGGUUCUUCGCCUCACAGCAAGAAGGUUCUGGGUUCGAAUCCCGGUUCAACCA